AUGGCGGAAAAUGUAGUUCAUGAUAUUGCGGAUCAACUAGAAUGCCUGACAGCGCAAUCUCCAGCUGGUCAGGAUGCAUCUCAUGUAUCAGCCGUCCAGGUGGAGGUCACAGAGCACGCUCCUGAGGGCUCUGUUCUCAAUACUCCCGAAAAUAUUGACGGGCGUGUCUCAACGCCAACACUGUCUGAUAUGACAGAUAUUGACGAGUCACUACUAGAAGAGCUAGCAGAUUUACCCCAUGAGUCCCACUCCGUUCCUCCAGGGACUCAUUUCAUAAAUCCCACUGCUCCACGGGUCAGUUAUCAUGUCUCCGCCUCUGGGGAAGUUGUCAUUACGGAAGAUGCCCAAAUUACAGUCUCAGCGGGUCCUUCUCCAGAGCCCCGGCCAACUCCUCCUCCCGCGUUCAUAUCCUUCAAUCGACUCGCAAAGGGCUUGUCACCAAAGCCAAAGACUACACCCACCACCCCAACUAAACAACCUCCUUCCUUGGCAGUGGAGCGUAUCAUCGGCCCAAAACAACCGAUUCCGAGCGGAAUCCUCGAUCUGCUUGAGGAAUGGCAUGAGAAUGCUGCAGAUACCGAGCAUCCAGCCGCUUUGACUGGUCGUGCGCCAUCGACUUGGAAGAACUUCCGGACGUUCAACGACGACGGUGAUGAAUCCGAGCUGUCCGUGUUUCAGAUCUCACUGAAAGGCCCGGCCCGUCGUAUCGUAACUUAUCGAAUUAUGAUCCUUCAUGCACAGAACGGGCCAGAAGAGCUUGUCGUCUAUGGCAAGCCUCGUCCCAGAUUCAGGGGACCCUCAUCCAAGGGAAUUAAGGGGCUUUACCUACUUGACUGGCUUGAAACCGAGACAAAAGGAGAGGUGCAGGCAUGCGGCCUCAAACUAUGGCGAACCGAUGAUAAGGCCAUUACGUUCAGUCCACACAUGUUUGAUGAUGGGCGCAAGUGUACUCGGCUGCCUGGGCCAAAUGAUAUCUUCAACACGCAUGCCUUAAACUCUACUCCGAAAAAACAUCCUGACGUGGGUGGUGAUGCCGAGGAUACGGAUUCAAUCUCUUCCGAGCCUCCCUUCACGCCCUCGAGAUCUAUGCGCAAAAUCUCGACCAGCACCAAGGCCGAGACGGAGAUUGAAAACAGAACCCCAGUUCCCUCCCGCCUGCCAUGGGCAAAGUCUAUCUCGCCGGUUCGGAGUUCCGAAAAUCACGAUAAAUCCCAUUCUCUCGGAAGUCCCUGGAGACCCUCUCAAAAGAGACGUCGUAGCACAUUGGGGUCCAAUGAUGAAAUCUCCACGCCUAUCCGCUACAAGCUUAUGUCGGACGUAUCUGAUCAGGUGCGCAUCUUCAAGACUGAUGAUGCCAAGAUUGUGUUCCAAAAAGCCCAGGAGUUUUACAUGGGCAUGGACAAGCGCACGGGACUGUUGUGCACUGUCUCUGGUUUGGACGGAGUGAGGUAUGUGGGUGAAGGCUGCGUGGAUGAAUUUGACAUCCUUCAGGAGGACAUUCGGAAGACUUCCAGCCCUGGUGGUGAAGUCAUCGUUGUAGAGGUCAAGCCCGCUAUGGGCUUCUAG
This is a messenger RNA of Penicillium coprophilum, 1566 nucleotides long. RefSeq lists its product as uncharacterized. The record is from RefSeq and is a predicted model, not a curated record. The transcript has a single exon. NCBI's taxonomy places the organism in Eukaryota, Fungi, Ascomycota, Eurotiomycetes, Eurotiales, Aspergillaceae. Bases 1 to 1566 code for a protein of 521 amino acids.